This is a messenger RNA of Saccharomyces kudriavzevii IFO 1802, 1182 nucleotides long. It is a transcript of the gene RPN9, whose product is annotated as proteasome regulatory particle lid subunit RPN9. The record is from RefSeq and is a predicted model, not a curated record. Bases 1 to 1182 code for a protein of 393 amino acids. Gene Ontology annotation, cellular component: nucleus; proteasome regulatory particle, lid subcomplex; cytosol. The transcript has a single exon. Gene Ontology annotation, molecular function: structural molecule activity. Gene Ontology annotation, biological process: ubiquitin-dependent protein catabolic process. NCBI's taxonomy places the organism in Eukaryota, Fungi, Ascomycota, Saccharomycetes, Saccharomycetales, Saccharomycetaceae.
AUGUCUAGCAACCAUGAAAUUGAUACCAUAUUGAGCACUCUUCGCAUGGAAGCAGAUCCUUCUUUCCAUCCCCUGUUUGAAGAGUUUGAAAAGUUUUAUGAGGACAAAUUAUGGUUUCAAUUGUCAGAAUCCCUUACCAAAUUCUUCGACGAUGCCAAAUCCACACCAUUAAGACUUAGAUUGUAUGAUAACUUUGUCUUUAAAUUUUAUGAUAAAAUCAAUCAGUUGUCCGUUGUAAAAUUCUUGCUGGCUUCUUUGAAAGAUUCUAAAGACUUCGAUGAAUCUUUGAAGUAUUUGGAUGAUCUGAAGGCGCAGUUUCAAGAAUUGGACUGUAAAAAGCAGAGAAAUGAUGGUUCAAAGGAUCAUAAGGAUGGUAUAUUGUUGAUAGAGAUCGAAACAGCCAGGACUUAUCUGUUAAAGAAUGAUUUAGUUAAGGCAAGGGAUUUAUUAGAUGAUUUGGAGAAGACAUUGGAUAGAAAGGAUUCUCUACCACUAAGAAUAACAAACAGCUUCUAUUCUACGAAUUCUCAGUAUUUCAAAUCUAAAAAUGAUUUUAACUCCUUUUAUUACACAAGUCUAUUAUAUCUUUCGACAUUAGAACCAUCUACAAGCAUCACUUUAGCUGAACGCCAACAAUUAGCUUAUGAUUUGAGCAUCUCAGCACUAUUAGGUGACAGGAUUUAUAAUUUUGGUGAAUUGUUACAUCAUCCAAUAAUGGACACCAUAGUCGAUGAUUCCAAUUACGAUUGGUUGUUCCAAUUAUUGAACGCAUUAACCGUUGGCGACUUUGAUAAAUUUGACUCGUUAAUUAAAGUUCAAAUUUGUAAAAUUCCUAUAUUGGCAGAACAUGAGUCCUUUUUACGACAAAAAAUUUGCUUAAUGACACUAAUUGAAACAGUCUUUGUUAAAAAUAUCAGGAUGCUGUCAUUUGAAGAUAUAUCUGAGGCAACUCAUUUAUCAAAGGAUAAUGUAGAACAUCUUGUUAUGAGAGCCAUAAGUUUGCGUCUGCUAAAGGGCUCCAUUGAUCAAGUAAACGAGUUAGUUACAAUCUCAUGGGUCCAGCCAAGGAUAAUAAGUGGUGACCAAAUUACAAAAAUGAAAGGUAGACUGGUUGAGUGGGAUAAUCAAGUAGAGAAACUAGGUGAAAAGAUGGAAGCUCAUGGUCGAUCCAUCUGGGUUUAG